UCUACUUUCUAUCUCACUUUCCCUCUUUAGAAACUCCAUUUUUUCAUCUUCUUAUCUCCUCUUCUCCUCUUUUUGAUUCUUAUCAGUUGAAGCAACUAGCUAGAGAGAGAGACAGAGAGGUGGCUUAAUGGGUCGUGGGAAGAUUGAGAUCAAGAGGAUUGAGAACUCAACAAACAGGCAGGUCACCUACUCAAAGAGAAGAAAUGGUAUUUUCAAAAAAGCUCAAGAACUCACUGUCCUCUGUGAUGCUAAGGUUUCUCUCAUCAUGUUCUCCAGUACUGGCAAAUUCCAUGAGUUCAUCAGCCCCAACAUAACGACAAAGAAAGUCUAUGAUCUGUACCAGAUGGCUUUGGGGAUAGAUCUGUGGAACACUCAUUAUGAGAGAAUGCAAGAGAACAUGAGGAAGCUCAAAGAGACCAACAAUAGGCUAAGGAGAGAGAUCAGGAACAGAAUGGGAGAAGAUCUGAAUGGUCUAAGCUAUCAACAACUGAGUGGUCUUGAGCAAAAUAUGGCUUCUGCAGUGGAUCGUGUGCGUGAAAGAAAGUACCAUGUACUCAAAACACAGACACAGACCUACACGAAGAAGGUAAGGAACUUAGAGCAAAUAAACGGCAACCUCCUACUUGAUUAUGAAACAAAAUAUGAGGAUCCGCAGUAUGGUUUGGUGGACAAUGAAGGAGUUUAUGAAUCAGCAAUGGCGCUGGCGAAUGGGGCUUCAAACUUGUAUGCAUUUCGGCUGCACCAUAGCCACCACCCUAAUCUUCAUCAUGGAGGAGGAGGAGGAGGAGGAGGAGGAUAUGGACCCCACGGGCUUCGUCUUGCUUGAGUUGCAUUGAAUGUCAUAUAUAUACACAUAUCCAUCGGUGUGUGUAUAUAUACACGUAACCUCAUCAAGCAUUUAAUAAAUUUUCCCAAUCUUCAAAAUAUAUGUGUGUGUGUUGUAUUUCUAAUCUAGGAGAAGUAUAUUUGGGAUAUGUUCAUAGAUUUCUGCUUAUAAAUAUGAUGUUUGCUAAAACAUGGCAUUAAUUGUCAGUAUUAUUUGAGGGAAUGGACUUAUUUAAUUAUC
This is a messenger RNA of Tripterygium wilfordii, 1066 nucleotides long. Its product is annotated as agamous-like MADS-box protein TM6. Gene Ontology annotation, cellular component: nucleus. NCBI's taxonomy places the organism in Eukaryota, Viridiplantae, Streptophyta, Magnoliopsida, Celastrales, Celastraceae. Gene Ontology annotation, biological process: positive regulation of transcription by RNA polymerase II. The transcript is spliced from 7 exons. Gene Ontology annotation, molecular function: protein dimerization activity; DNA-binding transcription factor activity, RNA polymerase II-specific; RNA polymerase II cis-regulatory region sequence-specific DNA binding. The record is from RefSeq and is a predicted model, not a curated record. Bases 128 to 826 code for a protein of 232 amino acids.